GCGCACCAGCAAUCCACGACAGCCCUGCACUUUCUAUCGACCAUCGUAGCGCAGUCAUCGAUCCUAUUAUUCCAUGGGCUGCGUUUUAAAAGGCUUUAUCCCAGCUGCGCUGCCGUCCACGGUCGCCGGCCACUGAGCAGAAAUUUUCGAACUGCUCGCGCCAUUGUUGGCCGAGCCGCCGCAAAGCAGCUGGUGACGAGACUUGAUCCGCCGCGAUGGCAUCAACAGCUCUCAAAGACCUCUCCAAGGCAAUCAACGCCUUCAUUGUCGAUCCCGUCCUUCCCCUUCCCGACAGCCUCAUCACCAUCAUCGAGAUCUACAUUGACAAGCACGAAAAAUACGACGACGCUGUGGCUGAUAAGCUUCAAGAAGAACUUAUAUCCAUCUUCGAGAAACAUGUCGUCAGCAAUCCAGCCGCCACCGGCCCUUGGAUGGGCAUCCUACGCCGCUUGCAGUGGGGAGUGCAAAGCCCCGAAAAGGUUCUGUACUGGUUUGAUGCGUGCCAAAGGAUCCUCGACAACACACCGCUAGAAAAGGAGGUUGUUGGCGAGACUAUCAAAGCCAUGAUGAACACGAUCGCUGUUGCAGAGAAAUACCAGGCGUCUCAUGAAAAUGACCCCGGUGCUAACCCGAUCAUCGACCGUUUACUUGCCAUCUGGACUGAUAAAUUCUACCCGGCUAUGAUUGAAGGCAACAAAGCUGUUGAAAACAACGAGCGAAUGUUAAGAGAGGCCCUAGAACUCUUUGGCAAAAAGCGUACCAAGGAGUUUUUCGCGUCUCUCGAUAAGCGAUUUGUCCAGAAGAAAUACCGAAAAGCUGUGUUACGAUUUAUGUGCGGCUUUGUACAGGGUCAACCCCCGCAUCUGUACCAGAUUUCAGAGACAAGCUUGUUCAGCAACCUCUUGAUUUGCCUACAGCGAGACACAUCAACCACCGUCGUCUCGGCAGCCCUCACCAAUCUCAUCAUGCUGAUGCCCCAUAUGCCCAGUUCCCUCGUUCCUCGUCUUCCAACCCUGUUCAAUAUUUAUGCGCGUCUUCUAUUCUGGGAGAGCGAGCGAACAGGCAGCAUCGAGCUAGCCAGCCCAGACAGCCGACAAGAGCAUGAAUGGCAAAUAUGCACAUUUGAUCCGGCAACCGAAGAUGUUGAAAUUGGCCAUCUAGAGCCAUAUUAUACAAUCCUCUAUGGUCUUUAUCCUAUAAAUUUCAUGGAAUAUAUUCGAAAGCCUCAGCGCUACCUGAGGCACGCCAACACCGACGAUAACGACGUCGAGGUGCAACCUACAGAGAUCCGUCUGCAAUCCGAACGUUUCCGCCGCAACCAUAUUUUGCAUCCCAACUUUUACACACUUACAAUCGAAUCAGAAAAGACCGACUUUUCAAGAUGGAUUAAAUGUGAGGCAGCUGAGGUUGUUGCUGACUGCAUUGCUCUAUGCACCUCCCAGUCUGGCGGUGGUCAGGCGGUCGAACCAAUGAUUGGAUCCCCCCAUGAUGUCAACCCAUCAGAGGCAUAUCUAGAGCAGGUAGUGCCUGAUGCCAGCUUGCUGAAUAGCUCCGUGACGAAAGUACACAACUGGCGUCAUGCCCAGUUCUCAACCGCCGAUUCCGUAACCAGCGAUAGGCCAGGCUCAGGAGCUCUGGUUCGCCGGGCUUCACAUUCAAGCCAGCCUUCUACAAAGGAUCACGGCGACAAUAGACCUAAAACUGGGACUGAUAGCCCAGCUGUUUCAGCACAGCUUGCUCAGUCAUCUUCUCAUCAACAGUUGCAAGAUCUCAUCAAGUCGAACAAGGCUUUGAAGUCUGGGCUGCACCAGUCACUUGCCAACGAGAGUGUUGCCUCGCUGGCCCUCAGCAAUCAGGAGUCUCUUGCCGACAAACCAUCGACGUCGACAAGCAUGCUACCCCCGCCUGUGCCUCAAACAGCCGGAUCAGUUCCUCCUGUUGGUGAUCUUCAGACACAACUGGCCUACUUGCAACGGCGAGUCUUGUUGCUGGAGAAUGACCUGGGCUUCGAGAGAUAUCUCAAACAGCAACACAUUGUCCAUAUUGGUGACAUGAGAAGCAGGCACGUUGCCGAGGCUGCUAUGGAGGCGGAAACUCAAAACCUGAUCAUGAUGAACAGAGGGUUGAAGAGCCGCUACGAAGAGGCCAAAAAGGCCGAGAUGCAAGUCAAGAAGGAAGCUGACAAAAGCCGCACCAUGGCUAAGAAGUGGGAGGCCGAUUUAUCCAAUAAGUUGAAGAACUUGCGUGAGGAAUCGAAGAAGACGACAGUAGAUCUCGAAAAUAUCCGCCGGGAGCUGGACAUGUAUAAAUUAGAAUGUGAUAAGCUGCGCAAGCUGCUAGGAGAGGCGGAAGUAAAAGAGUUGACGUGGAAACAGGACGCUCAGUCAAUUGAGAUACAAAGCGAGGAAGUUGAGCGGCUUCGAGCCGAGAUCAAGCGCUUGACAGAAGCAGACCGAGACUAUCAGGCGCAGGAACGCGGCCGACAAGCCACAGCCUCUGCAGCUAAGAACACAGAGAGCGAGCUAGUGGAGCUCAGUAUGAAGCUGGAGUCACAGGAGAACGAAGUGCAGCGGACUAAAAAGCUGCUGCAGUUGCAGAUCCGAGCUUUACAAGAGCAUCUGUCGGAACUCCAAGAAGAGAGAGUGCUGCCGGGUACGCAAGACAACAUUGACGUGGAGAAUGCGCUUGCGGCGAGUAGGGCAAAGCAGGCCGAGUUGCAGAAGCAAUACGAUUUGCUCCUCCGCAAGUACAAAGUCAUCCAAUCGUCAUUACUUGACAUGCAGUCCAUGCCUACUGAACCACCCAAGCCGAGGGCAUACGAUGUGGAACGCAUUGCUUCACAAACAAGUCCUCUCGGGGCCCGUGGCCGGCUGCAGCGAAUGAACUCGUUGGAUGCGCCACAAGGGACAACUACGCCGCCACUGGACGCACAGUCGUUCUCAACUAUAUCCCGAAACACUACAAAUUCUCAGAGCGGGGAUACCGUCGAGGCUGGAUCUUCGACUCGAGCACCAGACCAGCGAAUAUUUAGCGGGUUAGCCAACCGCAUCCGCAAGGAUAGUAGUGCCGACAAGACCAAAGAUGACGCCGGCAGCAAUGCUUCGAAGCCCAAAAAGGACAAGAAGUCGUCGGCACUACGAGGUAUCCGAGGCUUUGUAUCAUCAUAGCGGCUCGGCGUCUGUCGCAUUGAUGGGCCCGGACUCUAGGGGACGGCGGAAGACUUGUUCCCAGAUUGUAAUUACAGUGAAGCAAAAAAGCAAAACGAUGGUAUGGUAGUUACAUGUACUGUUUUAGACCCUAUGUAUGGAACGCGUAAAUAUAUAACCAGAGCAGAAAGGGUUUACCAACCAAUCGCAGCAUUUCACGUGUGAGAACUAAGAUGGAGGCGCGUCACUAGAGUGUGUUGUGAACCGACGCGCACUUCAUAUAACAUCUAGGCGGCAGGCGGGGUAAUUAAACAAAGGCUCACUGCCUUGUUUCUACAUUAAAUUUUACGGUCGCAGUCCAAUUAACACAGAUGGUGUACAGAUGGGCUUCUCGAACCAGAUCUAAUGUUCGGAAAGGGCUGCAUCGGG
Molecule: messenger RNA, 3575 nt
Organism: [Torrubiella] hemipterigena
Lineage: Eukaryota; Fungi; Ascomycota; Sordariomycetes; Hypocreales; Clavicipitaceae
Source: the annotation of a GenBank genome assembly